GUGUUCCCUCGGAGAAUGGGCAGAGCCGGUGAGCGCGAGACUGCCAGGCCGUUUGUGUCGGAACCCUGCGCCCUCUCCGAGCGAUGCUGCGGAGCUGCGUCUCCCUACUGCGGACGCCGGGAGUCCUCUGCGUCCCGCUGGGAGGCGCGUCCCCGCUGGCGAGGGACUCGUGGCCUCUCAGGUCAUAUUCAUCAGAGGUUGCUCACAGGGACCAUUCUCUCCCCAACCCCAGCUGGAGCAAGGACAUGAGACUCAUUUUUGACCAGUUCAUGAAGAAGAGUGAAGAUGGCUCUUGGAAACGUUUGCCUUCAUAUAAAUUUAUAUCUUCUAAAAGGCUUGAAGAGGUCAAAAUCUUUUUUCCUGAUUCAAAGCCUGUGAAAGAAGAACCAUUGUCACAGGCUCGGCUCUUUCCCAGAAGCCUUGAGGAAGGUCUGGGGUUUGAAUAUGCGAUGUUCCAUAAUCAAGUUGAAAACAGGACAGUUUGCAUAUUGCAAGGAGGUCCUUACCUGCAAGGAAUACCUGGAUUCCUUCACGGAGGUGCCAUUGCAACCAUGAUUGAUUCUACUGUUGGUAUGUGUGCAGUUUUAACUGGGGGAGCUGUCAUGACUGCCAAUCUCAACAUCAAUUUUAGAAGGCCUAUCCCCCUUUGUUCUGUUGUUGUGAUAAAUAGCCAGCUUGAUAAAAUUGAAGGAAGGAAACUGUUUGUUUCCUGUAAUGUCCAAAGUGUGGAUGAAAAGACUCUAUACUCUGAGGCAACAAGCUUAUUUGUAAAACUGGAUCCUAAAAAAACUUCGCCAUAAAAGUUUCUGGUGCAUUCUGCACCAACCUGCACUGGGCUCUCCUUUCCUCCAGAAGAAGCUGGUGUCUCUGAUCCUGCCCCGCUUACCCACUUUUGAGCCCCCCCCAGGGGGUGAAGCCUGCUAAUACUGAUCUUCCUGAACAAAUCUUCGAAAUACAACUCCAGGAGGUGUUUGCAUCUUCUAAACUCUUUUAACACGGAAGGACUCUCUGUGACAGUAUCAGCAGUUUUUUGUGUGUCCUCAGAAUAAGUUUCUGGUUCUCCUAAAUUUGAAUGGGCUCCUUAAGGUUGCAUAAGCAUAGUAUCUUCCCCAUUACAGACUGAAGAAAAUUAUAUUGAAACUCUUAACACAAACUAGAAAAUGCCAGAAAACCGAAGGAAGGUGUGUGUGUGUGUGUGUGUGUGAGAGAGAGAGAGAGAGAGAGAUAAAUUACAAAGCUAGCUUUAUUAUAUCCAAACAAAAUCUCUUUGGCCACAGUAGGAAGCACAACUAGUUCCUAUAGGAAUGAAUGAUACCUCAACUCUGAAUCCUAGGGAUUAAAUAGCUGUACCAACAUAAGCUGUCCUGUUGUGUCUUAACCAACAGCAUAGUUGAUCUUCACUGGAAGGAACCUGUAUUUACUUCCCAGGUAUCUUCAUCCAUUCAGGCUGCUAUAACAAAAUACAGAACAAAAUAACCAACGGAAAUUGUUCACAGUUCUUAAACCUAGAAAGUCAAAGUCACCUGGUGAAGGCUAGCUUAACUGGCUUAGAGCUGAUGCCUUCUCACUGUGUCCUCACAUGGUAGGAAGGGCUAGAGGUUCUCUAGAUCCUCUUUUAUUAGGACACUAACCACACAGGAGGGUUCUACUUUAUUACAUAUUUCUCUACAGCCCACCUACUGAUAACAUCACGUUGGGUGUUAGGAUUUCAACACACGAAGGCAGUGGCGGGAACAAACAUUCAGACCUUCACUUCAGGGCUGCCAUGACAAAGUAUCACAUAUUGGGUGAUUUCAAACAACAGAGGAACUCAUUGCCUCACAGUUCUGGAAUCAGAAAUACAAAGUCAAGAGUUCUACAAGGCCAAGCUCCCUCUCAAGACAAGGCCAAGCUUCCUCUCAAGGCUCUAGGGAAGGGAUUGCUCAAGUCUCUCUCCUAGCUGCUGGUAGCCUCAGCAGUUCCUUGGUUUGUAGAUGCAUCACUCCUGCCUUCCCAUCAUCUUCCCUCUGGCCAGAUUUCCCCUUUUUAUAAGGCCACCAGUCAUUGGUAGAGCCCACACUAAUGACCUUGCUUUAAACUCAUUACCUUGAUGAAGAUCCCAUUUCUGUGGCACCUGGGUGGUUCAGUCAGUUAAGCAUUUAACUCUUGGUCUCAGCUCAGGUCUUGAUCCCAGAGUCAUGAGUUCAAGCCCUGCACUGGGGUCAUGGACCCUACUUAAAAACACCCCAUUUCCAUAUAUGUUCUCAUUAUGAUGUAGGGGAAUUGGGACUUCAGCAUGCCUUUUGGGAGGACAUGGUUCACCCCAUAACAGAACCUAUAACAAGAUGAAAAAACGAAUUGGGAGACUAAUGUUCUAGGAAACCUAUUCUGCUUCUAAUAGAUCAAAUAGAAUCUACUGCAGACAAUAGUUUGGGCUUCAGUUUCUUGCCUUUCUUUCCCCUUAAGAAAGUUUAGGUUGAACCACACAAAAUAGCCAUUUUCAAAGGUCAGAAUGGUCAAAUACAAUUUCCUAUGGCUCGACCUAAUGACUUAGGGAUAGCCUUGCAGCCCCCUACCCAGUCAUCCUUGCACAGCUGAAAGAUCAGCUAGACGACUCCACUGCCAGAGUGGAUUGAUCCCGGGAUGGCCAAGCCCAGAGAAGAUUCCCAUCCCUGGGGCACACCUGCAGUUUCCAGGCUGCAAGAAAGGCCCCAGCAGAAGAUCAGGGUCACAGUAAAGGUGAGGCUAACAGUUCCUUCUUCCUGGAAAUCCUGGCAGAGCUUGGGCAGGUGCCUGGCCCGCAUCUGUGUAGUUUGCAUGUCUGGCAACAGCCUCUCUUCCAGAUCUUCCAUCUAAUGACACUGGAGCCUGUGGGCUCUUGAUGCCUCUCUCAUAGCUUCUCAUGAAUAGUAGGCAUGUGUAAAAAUGUGAAGCUGAAGGAAUGAGCCAACACUGCCAUCUAGUUUCACUUAAUUAGUAGAAAGGAGUUUAGACAGAGAAGGUACUUCAAAUUGCUAAAGCAUACCAGGCCAUCAUCCAAGCUAAAAAGAACCUAACAAAGAUUCCCAGAGGACCAGGUUUUAUUACGUAUGUGCAUACCUUCCUUCCCAUCCACAUGUAAGGUUUUCGUCUCACUGUUUUGCUGGUGUCUGGGCUGUCUGUAUUGCGGGUGUUCUGCUUGCACCUGCACAGGGUCAGCCGCGGGAAAGGCUUGGCGGCUGUUUAUGCAGGGCCUUCCACAGCCGGCAAGGGCAAAAUGGUUUCCCUGCUAUGCAGUAGACUCCAUUCCUAGGCUUGACCAAGCUUGCUUUCUUGCCUUCAUCAGCUUGCAUUUUUGAUAAAUCUGUAAGCUGGAGGGCAGGUGGCUUAGGAGGGGAGUUUCCUGAGAACUGGGCCAGCUCUGCUCAGUCAUGAGCUUGCUGUGUAGCUGUUGCUGUGCAGAUACUCCUCCAUGCCCAUUUCCCCUCAUUACCCUGGCCAGUAGGGAACAGUUUGAAUAAAGAUUGGGAAUUGAUGUGGGUCAGUGUUAAAAUACCUUUGAACUAUCAGGGCAAACAAUUGGGCAGCCAGCUUUUGCUCUUAACCCCAGGUUUCUAAAUGCCUAGGAAAUAUAAUAGAUGGUCAUGUACAGAAGUACAUUGAAGGAAUUUUUAAAAAUUAACUUUUUCUCCAGUGGGAAGGUGGAAUGAAACAUAAAAGGAAGUCAAGAAAAACUAUUCUUAGGGUGCAGAUGUCCUUUGUGUUCUGUGUUUCAAUUCGCAUUUCCUUCUCAAGAUGCUGACCACCUAUCACAGGGAGUCAUGAGGCCAAAUGACUAUUUUAUCUAAUAACCAGCCAUCAUGGAACCCUAGGCAAACCCCUCUUUCCAAUGCCAACCAUACAGCAUUCUCUAUGGUAGACACAAGAAAAUCUCAAGUUUAAAUCACUAAAGUCUUGGAUUUUAUGUUUCAGGAAGAUUUAAAUUUUUUUUUUUUUUAAGAUUUUAUUUGUCAGAGAAAGCACACAAGCAGGCAGAGAGGCAGGCUCCCCGCCGAGCAAGGAGCCCUAUGUGGGACUCCAUUCCAGGACCCCGGGAUCAUGACCUGAGCCAAAGGCAGCAGCUUGACCACUCAGCCACCUAGGCAUCCCUCAAAAUUUCUUUUGAUAAUAUUCUUUGUCACUACUAACAUCAGCUCAGAAUUACAGAAUUGGCUUAUUUUUCAUCUUAGUUACGGAUUUAAAAUUAAGUGAACUGCAGACAGAUAAGGGGGAAAAACCAUAGGCUGAUAUCCUUUAUGAAUAUAGAUGCAAAAAUUUUCAACAAAACACAAACUAAAUCCAGCAGCACAUUUAUUUUUUAAAAGAUUUAUUUAUUUUAAAGCGGAGGGGAAGGGCAGAGGGGGAGAGAGAAUCUCCAGCAGACUCAGCUGAGCAAAGAGUCGGAAUUGGGGCUCAGUCCCAGGACCCUGAGAUGACCUGAGCUGAAAUCAAGAGCUGGACAUCCAACCGACUGAAACACCCAGGCCCACCUCCCCCAACAUCACAUUUUAGAAGAUUAAACACCAUGACCAAGUGGGAUUUAUCACAGAAAUACAAGGGUAGUUCAAAAGAAUAUAAUGUAAUACACCAUGUUAAGAGAACAAAGGAAUAAAACCACAUGAUCAAUUGAUGCAAAAAAGGUACUUGACAUAAUUCAAUGCCCUAUCAUGAAGAAACACUCAAGAAAACUAGGAAUACUUGCAGAACAUAAUAAAAGGGUAUCUAUGGAAAACCUACAGCUAGCAUACUUGGUGAAAGACUGAAAGCUUCCCUGCAAAGAUCAGGAACAAGAUAAGGAUCCAAUAUGCAGCCAUCAAAAAGUGAAAUCUUACUGUUAGCACUGAUGUGGAUGGAACUAGAGGCUGUUAUGCUAAGUGAAAUUAGUCAAUCAGACAGUUAUACAUGGAAUUUAUUUUUUUUUUACUAUAUGAAAAAAUCAGGGCACCCGGGUGGCUCAGUGGGUUAAAGCCUCUGCCUUCCACUCUGGUCAUGAUCCUAAUGUCCUGGGAUGGAGCCCUGCAUUAGGUUCUCUGCUCAGUGGGGAGCCUGCUUCCACCCCUCUCUCUGCCUGCCUCUCUGCCUACUUGUGAUCUCUGUCUGUCAAAUAAAUAAAAUCUUUUUAAAAAUAAAUAAAUCUGUAUCUAUAUAUUUAUAUAUACAUACACACAUGCGUACAUACACACAUACGUGUAUGUAUAUAUGGCCAUCCCAGUAGAUGUGAAGAGAAACCACUUUGUGCGUGUGUGUUUUAAUCAAGAUGAAAGUCACAUAGCAUAAAAUUAACUUUUAAAGUGUAUGACUCAGGAUGCCUGGGUGGCUCAGUCAUUAAGCGUCUGCUCUCAGGUCAGGUCAUGAUCUCAGUGUCCUGGGAUUGAGCCCUUCAUUGGGCUCCCUGCUCCACGGGAAGCCUGCUUCUCCCUCUCCCACUCCCCAUGCUUGUAUUCCCUCUUUCUCUCUCUCUCUCUCUGUCAAAUAAAUGAAAUCUUUAAAAUAAAAUAAAAUAUGAUUCAGGGCAUUUAGUACAUUUCCAGUGUUGUACAACAACCACCUCUCCCUAGUUUCAAAAUUUCAUCACCCCAGAAGACAGCCCCAUUAGUAGUCACACCCUGUUCUCUCCUCCCACAUUCCCAGGCAAUGCACCGGAAUUAAAAAGAGAGACUCUUUUAAAAAGAGAGACCUGCAGCUCAGGUCGCAAUCCCGGAGUCCUGGGGUCAAGCCCCAUGUCGGGCUCCCUGCUCAGGAGAGAGCCUACUUCUCCCUCACCCUCUGCUGCUCCCCACUGCUCAUGCUCUCUCUCUC
This is a messenger RNA of Mustela lutreola (European mink), 5796 nucleotides long. It is a transcript of the gene THEM4, whose product is annotated as thioesterase superfamily member 4. The coding region runs from base 84 to 800 and encodes 238 amino acids. Lineage: Eukaryota; Metazoa; Chordata; Mammalia; Carnivora; Mustelidae. The record is from RefSeq and is a predicted model, not a curated record. The transcript has 6 exons.